Morchella importuna is the source of this 369-nucleotide messenger RNA. RefSeq lists its product as uncharacterized. NCBI's taxonomy places the organism in Eukaryota, Fungi, Ascomycota, Pezizomycetes, Pezizales, Morchellaceae. Bases 1 to 369 code for a protein of 122 amino acids. The transcript is spliced from 4 exons. The record is from RefSeq and is a predicted model, not a curated record.
AUGCUCUUCAGACUCACCGCCCGCUCCCUCCUCACCCCCCGAGCACCUCCAACUCGCACACUAGCAUCCACAUCAUUUAGUGGCCGCAACCCCGUAGAUAUCAAAGUGGAUGAGAUCUCUGAGCAGUAUGCAAUUGCAAAAGAUGAGUUAGAAAUCGCUGUUGAAGAGACAGAAAAACGGUCCAUCUAUGCUGCCGACGAUCGAGCUACGGUACGAGAGGAGCUAGAGAAGCUCGAGAAUCUCUAUAGAGACUCUGUGUCGACCUUGCCAGCCGAGCAAGGCGAGGAGAUCAGGAGGAGGGUUGAGCAGCGUAUCAGGGAGUUUAGGAAUGCUGUCCAAGAGCUGAAUAAGGCGGACCUGGAGGAUUGA